Dovyalis caffra is the source of this 255-nucleotide messenger RNA. NCBI's taxonomy places the organism in Eukaryota, Viridiplantae, Streptophyta, Magnoliopsida, Malpighiales, Salicaceae. The record is from the annotation of a GenBank genome assembly.
AUGACAUCGCUUCCGAGUGCCGUGGUAUCUGUCAGAGAGGGAACUAGCACUCCUCUUGACACACUCAAUUUUUUGUCAUCGAAAAACAACUCUUCGGCAUUUGAAGCUUUUGCACAAUCUGAGAAACCUCUUUCGGAAAUGACCUACCAAGUCAUGAAGUUGAAACUCCUUGCCAUCAUCUUUCGGAACAAAUUCCUCGCCGACUGCCAAACUUUUAAAGUUCCCACAACAACUCUCAACUAUGCUAAUGACUAA